CUGAAAACAAAAGAAGUGAAUAAAGCACGUGACAUGGCUGAUUUUGGCAUGCCGAUGACGUAGCAAAGGCAUCCUCAUCCCGUUGCUCUUCAGCCUCGGACCAAAUAGCCCUUACGGCCAACGCAGCACCUCUAGCAAGCUCCAAGCUAUUCAUUUCUCAUAAACAGUACGGAAUACGGAAAAUACUACUAAUUCCACUUGCCUUCUCGAUACGCGUUGUAAGGACGUAUACAGAUGGCUGCGACUGACUGAGACAGAACAAAGGAGGUGCAUGUGAGUACGGAUAAGAAUGCCGAUAAGAAUUUUGUGAAGGCGGUAUGCGGGUUUCUUUCCGUGACAGUGGAGCUUCUUGUUACCGUCAAACUUCCGAGACCCGUCUCAUCCGCGAGUGCUUUGACUUGCACCGGCGAUGUAUCAGGCACUGUGCACAGUAGCCUGUCGGGGCGAAAAGGGCGAAAGGGCAAAAAGGGCGAAAGGGCAAAAGGGCAAAAAAGGCGAAAAGGGCAAAAAGGGGCUGGAUGUCUCGGAAAUUAAUUUGACAAAGGGCGUCGGCUCUGUUUUCACAUUUGGCGGUAAACAAGCAUUGAAGAAUGUUCAAAGAUGAAGGGUCAGAGAAGACACUAAACAGGAACUAGAAUGCAAAAACAAAACGGAUGCAAGAGCUAAUUUGUCCGCUUGGCCUUUAGAGCCAUUGUGAGUGGCGCUUGGGGAGAUUUGGGAGACUUGAGUGACCGGAAAAAUGUGUUUAAAAUAUUCUCACAACCCCUCAAGUAAAUCGCCGAAGCUGUUAUAUCAUCUCUGAACAUCUUCUCCCUCAGAAUAAAUCAAAUAGAUUAAGUUAAAUGAAGACUCCCCGCCCAGGAUGAAAUAAUGCAUAUCGCUUACUAAGCCAACCCUGGUGGUUUUUCUGGUACUUGCGUACUAAAAUGUGACGCGGUUCUACUCCCAAAACUUCCUCAUUGUCGUUUGGACUGGACCAUUUGAAAAUAUACCAGCAACUUUAUAUAUUGACAUCUUCAAAACCUCCCCCUUGAUGCAGUCUUCCAACGCAACACCGCCGACCGUACCACUACUUCUUACUACUCGUAUACACUGUCCUGUUCACCCAAAAUGGCCAACAACCAUGCGGGCGAGUUCCCGUUGUUGGUUGCCCACAACCUCUACGCCGCCGAUAUUAAAGGAGAUGGUAACUGCCUUUUCAACGCCCUUUCCGACCAGCUCUAUGGCGACCAGAGCGAACACAACAAGAUAAGAGCUCGUGUGAUAGAAUACAUGCGGGAGCACGCCGUCUACUUCAAACAAUUCAUCGAGGUGCUCCCUGGUGGAGGGCAACGCCGAAACCCCAAGAGGAAGAAUGCAAACGUAUACUCCACGCCUACAGCUUUCACUCCGCCAACACAGCAGGAAAUCGACCGUGUGUUUGAGACACACCUGGGGUCCAUGGCUCGCGGUGGAACCUAUGGAGACAACAUGGAGAUAUCAGCCUUUACUUCAGUCUACAAGGUCGACGUGAAGAUAUACCAGCGUGAUUUCGCCUACAUGAUCACCGCCCCAGAGGAUGGGACAGUCCAUCCGGUCGCCCACAUUGCGUAUCACACAUGGCAACACUACUCCUCGAUACGCAACACCGACGGCCCCUACACCGGCCUCCCCAACGUCCACGAAAAACCUCUCACCCCCGAAGAAGAAGCCGCCAACCAAGCCGCCGCCGCCCAGAUGCCUCAAGUCUUCCCCUGGAUGAUCAAUAUCGUCCAGCAAUCCCUCCCCUACCUCACCGACGAAGAAACCAUAAAACGCAUCCUCGAAUCACACAAAGGAAACAUCGACGCGGCCGUGUGCUCGCUCCUCGAUGCCGAAGACGCUGCUAGCAUCUCCUCGCAAGACGGUAGUGCCAGCACUGAACGUGACCCCGACUCCGACGAUGAAGAUCUCUCGGCCCCGAAUAAGAAGCAAGACCGCCGUAUGAGCCGUGCCACGAAGGCCGUCCGCAAAGCAAAGGCUGAAGAACGUCUCGCUCUCGCCAUCGAAGCCGCAGGUCUCGUGUCUGAAGCAGACACCACUAGCUCAUCUGACCAUGGCGUGCCGAGGGAAUCCUCACCUACCCGCCCGCCGCGCAGGAAACUCAUCCCAAAGUCCCGACUGAAGCACAAGACGGGCGAAGAGGGCACAUCCGACUCCGCGUCAGGGACAUACUCACCGUCAUGUUCAUCAGCUGCGUCAUCCGCAUCCCCAAGCCGCUCAUCAUCAAUGGGCCCGGCACUCGCACCAAAGAACAACAUCAAGCUCGUCGUCAAGCCGCCCGCCGUGGUCCCAAAAUGCAUCACAGCCCGUGAACGCGGGGACCUCAAGAAAGCAGCACAGAAAGCAGCGAGGAAAGAGAGCAAACGCGCAGCAGCAGCAGGUGCAGCGAAGCGAGUGGAUGUGGAGAGCCAGACACCCACAUCAGCACCGGUGCAUAUGCCAUCACCACCUACAGAGCUGGGGAUGGGUAUACGUACGCUAUAUAUCUGAGAACAUCCCACGCGCUGUCGGUCGCAGGGACAUUUAUAAUUUUCUUUAUUGCUUCGGUUUUGGAUUUGGAGUUGCAAGAUGGGGUCGGCAGGCAGGCAGGCAUAGCGGAUUAUCCCAGCGGCUGGGGAACAUUGGUUUUUUACAGUACAAUCUGGGGCGUUUUUUUAUGAGUGAACUGGGGGUUUGCGGGCGAAAGCAUGAAUUGAGCGAAAAGUGCAUCGGUGGUGCAAGCAUCUUGAAUUGAAAUGAGCGAAAGACUGGCAUGGGGAAACGGAAUUGCAUUACGCCCAGGCCGACAAGGCGGGGAUUUGUUUUUAAUUAUUUUUGGGACAACUUGGGGGGUUUGGUGAGCAUAGAAGUGAUGGCUUUGAAGAGCUCGGGACAUCACGUGGGGUUUGGCGUUGGGGUGAAUCGUAUAGAGGAGAGUUGGGGGGUGAGACAAGCUGCGGCGACGUAUAUGAGCAGUCAGUCAGUCGUCUGGAGAGUUGAGGUGUGAAUAGAAGGGUUGAUACAUGAUACUCUGAACGCGUGACUUUGAUUUACUACUGAUUAUCCUCUCCUGGCUUUACGAUGAACGGAUUGCGCGAAGGUGGCUUUUAUGGGAUGUAAGCUGCCAUGUGCAUCGUCUCGUCUGAGCCAUGGCCAUUUCUGGCGUUGAGGUCGGUGAAAGAUCGGGCAAGGAGCUUAAUCGUCAAUUAAGGUCACUGAAGGAGCUAGUCACAGCGGCCAUACAUAUAUAUCACCACGGGCGUCAGACACAA
Molecule: messenger RNA, 3272 nt
Organism: Pseudogymnoascus destructans
Lineage: Eukaryota; Fungi; Ascomycota; Leotiomycetes; Thelebolales; Thelebolaceae
Exons: 5
Coding region: 1111-2511 (466 amino acids)
Biological process (GO): protein deubiquitination
Molecular function (GO): ubiquitin binding; cysteine-type deubiquitinase activity
Source: RefSeq, a predicted model, not a curated record